UAGUCAAUUAAGAACAAUUCAGUAUAAGCAGCUUAUCUUGUAGUCUUAAAACUUCAAACAAAACUGUCGAGAAAAAAUAAACGACAGCAAUAGCAAAUCAAAGAAAAUGAUGCUGAAAAUGAUUCAUUUAUCAUUUAUCGUCGCCAGCUGCGUUCACGAAAGUUGCACUAAAGCUGUCGGCGAUCACGUUUCAACGACGCAGUUGACGGACAACAGAGAAAGACUACCUGUAUCCAACAGCAAAGAAAUUGGUUUAAAGGAAUUUUUUGGUAAAAUUGCAACUCAUUCAAUGGAAUGUACGAGGAGAAAACAAGGAAAGUUUCAUUAUGAUGUUAAAAAUGGUAAAUUAUUAUUAUGUUACAACAACGAGUGGCGUGAAAUGGGUUGGAAAUUAAACAAAAAGGAAGCAAAGUUACCAUCGUCAUGUCUUGAUGCAAAGUUGAAAGGUUUGGGUAAAAAUGAUGGAUUGUUCUGGAUAAACCCUCAGGAAGAAGACGAUUUACAUAAUUCAUUCUUAGCUUACUGCGAUAUGACUACAGCAGGUGGUGGAUGGACUCUAGUGGCAAAAAUUACACAUGACUAUGCCUGGAUAUGUCCUGAAAGAAAAGGUUCCAAUUGCCUCAAUUCUAAUGUUGAUCCACUUACCGCUAAUCUUUUUCAUAAAGUACAUGCUCGUGACUUCGUUGAUCUUACGAUUUCGUCGGAUGAAAAUUCAGGAAUUCAUUUGAGAAACGAAAUCAUCAGAAAGUUGUUCGUCGGUGGUCGACGGUCAGUGCGGUUUUCAUUCGUCACAUCAUCAGAGGGCUGGACUCCAAGCGAGGAUGCGUACGCAGCUUUUAGCUAUGCAAACACAAGCAAAAUAUUUCUUGGAAAAACACUGGCUGAUUAUUCUCGUGUAAAUGGUGAUUACACAUGGAAUGUCCUGCGCCAUGAUCGCAAACAUCUCAGUUUUACAGGUUCAAUAAUAUGCUGGGGAAUGGAUGUUGAUUCCGAUUACCGCUACUAUGAUCAAGGUUUGCAUGUUGGAACUCCAACAAGAGGAAAUAAAAAAUGCCAUUUGUCCAACGACGAAAACGAAGUCAUGCUAAAAAGCCACUACGCGCGUUUAAACAGUUCUGGUCGAAGUGCAGAAUGGGACAGAGCACAAUUUGGAUUUCUAGGCUCACAAUUUCUUCAAGCUCCAUGCCAAAGAAUUGCCCUCUGGGUUCGAUAGCAAAAUUUAUUUAUUUCUGUAAUAGAGAAUUCAACCUUGAAAUAUAAUUGAACUAAAAUAUACCUUCAUUUAAACAAAAAACUUUAAAAAAUAUUAUUUGCAUAUUACAUCAAAGCUGUUAUUUCUCACACAUGACCCACAAGAUAAGUAUGCAAUGGAAAGUCACAAACAUUCAACCAUCAUGUACUGUUAUUUAAUUAACAUAAAUUCAUAUGUUUUUAAAGUGACUUAUUCAAAGUAUACAAACAGUAGCUAUAAAAUAUCCUGUUUCCUGUAAAACUAAACAGUUGUACAAGAACUUUGGUAUGGACAUCAAUUGACAAAGCUCGGUUUUUGGUAAAAAUACAGCUACACAUGCAAAA
Xenia sp. Carnegie-2017 is the source of this 1575-nucleotide messenger RNA. RefSeq lists its product as uncharacterized. The transcript has 5 exons. Lineage: Eukaryota; Metazoa; Cnidaria; Anthozoa; Malacalcyonacea; Xeniidae. The record is from RefSeq and is a predicted model, not a curated record. Bases 107 to 1213 code for a protein of 368 amino acids. Gene Ontology annotation, molecular function: oligosaccharide binding.